UCCGGGUCUCUGCAUUAAACGUGCGCAUGCGCGUUGCGCUCGCCGUUGUUCGACCUCUGUAGCCGAAACAGACCCGGGUUUCAGUCCAGUCCGACCAAAUUGGUUUAUAAACCCAUUUACAAUGUACGCCUGCGCGAAGUUCGUUUCUACACCUGCUCUGGUCCGUGCUGGCUCCCGGGCUCUUUACAGACCCCUUUCUGUGGCUGUGGUGUCAAGGCCAGAGGUCAGAACAGGAGAGGCCAGUGUAGCCCUUGUGCCACAGAGCUCCAUCUCCCAAGUGGCACUCAGGGGCUUCCAAACCAGUGCUGUUAGCAGGGACAUUGACACUGCUGCUAAGUUCAUUGGUGCUGGAGCUGCCACAGUUGGAGUGGCUGGGUCUGGUGCUGGAAUUGGGACGGUGUUUGGGAGUCUUAUCAUUGGAUAUGCUAGGAACCCCUCUCUAAAGCAGCAGCUUUUUUCCUAUGCCAUCCUGGGAUUUGCUUUGUCUGAAGCCAUGGGACUCUUCUGUCUGAUGGUUGCUUUCCUCAUCCUGUUUGCCAUGUAAAAUAUAUGGUUAACAGUCUCAUCCAGUGUAACUGAAUUUUACAGUGGCUACCACGUGUUUGGUGUUGGUGUCAUGAAAAUGUACUUUUUCCAGGUCUGACAGUUAAAAUGAAACAUGGAUUGUAAAAAAAUGACAAUUAUGGAAUUAAAAUACAUGUAUUUGACUUAA
Scleropages formosus (Asian bonytongue) is the source of this 712-nucleotide messenger RNA. RefSeq names its product ATP synthase membrane subunit c locus 3a (gene atp5mc3a). Gene Ontology annotation, biological process: proton transmembrane transport; proton motive force-driven ATP synthesis. The transcript is spliced from 5 exons. Gene Ontology annotation, molecular function: proton transmembrane transporter activity. Lineage: Eukaryota; Metazoa; Chordata; Actinopteri; Osteoglossiformes; Osteoglossidae. Bases 122 to 544 code for a protein of 140 amino acids. The record is from RefSeq and is a predicted model, not a curated record.